Messenger RNA from Aureobasidium namibiae CBS 147.97, 2340 nucleotides. RefSeq lists its product as uncharacterized. The record is from RefSeq and is a predicted model, not a curated record. NCBI's taxonomy places the organism in Eukaryota, Fungi, Ascomycota, Dothideomycetes, Dothideales, Saccotheciaceae. The coding region runs from base 1 to 2340 and encodes 779 amino acids. The transcript is spliced from 2 exons.
AUGCGUCUUGCUGAUGCUUCGUUGGCAGCAGCGUGCUUCGUGCAGCUGUUCGCCCCUGCUUGGGGUUGGCCGCAACCUGAUCAAUUGCAAACCGGAUCGCCCGAAAUUGAUAACGGGUUUCCUGGUCCGCCAUUGCAUGUAUAUGCACAGCCUGUCUUGAGGAAGCGUCAAUCGACUGCGGAAACUUCUUCAUCUUCCUCAGAGUCAUCGUCCAGCACAUCAUCAGUAUCCGGAUCCAUGACUUCGAGCAAGAGCAGCAGCUCAACUGGAACCUUCACGAACUCCACAACGUCAAGCACCACGAGCUCUACCACGAGCUCCAGUGUCAGUCCGACUAGCUCCAAGAGCUCUUCUACAAGCUCUUCAUCUAAGAGCUCGACGUCCUCGACAUCCUCAACAGCCUCUUCGACUACUUCAAGCUCAAAAACUGCUUCGGCAUCGCCCACCGUAGUUGCGGGCGUGACCUUCGAGAUCCAGAACAACACAAUCUACAGUGGCACCUUGCUCCAAAUGAUGAGAAAGCGAGCUAUGGCUGGCAGUAUCAACACGUGCUUGAACAAAUGUGCAAGCAACUCGACAUGCCAAGGCACGGCAUACGACAACAUGACGGACAGUUGCACGUACUACAGCUCGGUCGAUCGAAACAGUCAAAUGACCAGGAAUGGCACCACUUUUGCUCUUGUCGAGAACCGUCCUGCCAACAGCACCACGACUUCCUUGUCGUCAACCAUGAGCAAGUCUAUGACCACAUCCACGAACAGUACCUCGAGUCGUUCUAGUACCUCGAGUCACUCUAGUACUUCAAGUCCUUCCAGUACUUCGAGCCACACGUCGACCAUGUCGUCGAACACGACAUCGUCGACUUCAGCCACUCCAACAAUGCCUCUUGGAGCACGUUCUUGCAACCAGAUUGCAGCAAAUGGAAGCACCUUCACUGACGGCAACAACGUCACCUACGCUGUAAUCUGUGCCAAGUCGAAGAAGAGGAUGCUUUUGAACAAGAUCCCCUUGUCUCCCAGACAGAACAGUGAUCUUGGCACCGUCCAAUCAGGCAGCUUCGAAGGUUGUGCCCCUUAUUGUGAUAGCAAUAAGCAGUGUAACUCAUAUAGCUACGACCCGAGUAGCAUGACUUGUUAUCUGAUGAGCACGAGUACCGUGACUCAGCCUAUUGCUGGACGAGACUACGCGUACAAGGUCCAAAGUCAGACGUCUACGAGCUCCAGUUCGACGACCUCGAGCACUUCUACUACGUCCAGUACUUCAUCUUCGUCAACCUCCGACUUCGUUCCUGAUGGUUAUUCCAUUUCGAAGACCACGAUAUGCAGUACUCCAUCGAGCACGUCAUCACCGUGUCCGUCAAGCACAUCGACGCCCUGUUCAUCAUCGACGGGAUGCCCUUCAGCAACGUCGUCGUCUUUUUUAUCCCUUGGUAGCUCGAGCGCCAGCUCGGGCACCCCGUCGUCUACCAGCCCUUCUUCGUCGUCUAGCACCUUGACAUCGUCUCUAUCAACUAGCUCUACACCCUCGACAGUCUCAAGCGUAUCAUCCGCGAGUUCAAGUGCUUCUCCUUCUUCUACAACUCCUAGCACUACCUCGUCUUCGCCAUCCUCAACAUCUGGCUCGUCGACGUCUUCGACUUCUUCACCCUCGCCCGUGGUCAGAGUUGCGACCCAAGUUCGCAUGGUCGCAGCUUCUACCAGGACCAUCGAUAGCGAAGCUCCUGCAGUCCAGACCGAAGUGUCGAUACAAACCAUGGGAGGUGUAGCGACAUCCUAUUCUAUCGUUUCCAACGCCAGUCCGGUCACCGUGAUCGAGACUGCAACAAGCGUGAGCGCCGUCUACACCUCGACCAUGUCAGUGGCGUCCGUGAGUGGCUCGACCGUCACGGCGGUCCAAAGCGUACAAGCCUCGACCGUGACCGUCGGUGCCAUCACCGUGACAUCGGACUUUGUUGUUCCUAGCGGGUAUACCACCGUCACUGCGUCUGGAAGUACAGUCACGGAAAAUGUCGAUAGGACCGUAGCUACAGGUGUGGCCACUGUCACAGCACCUGGCAACACAAUCACCACGACUGAGAAAGAGACCGUGGCUACUGGUGUUGCUACCGUGACCGCGCCUGUGGUUACCGAACGCGGAUCGUCGACGAUAACAUCUGGAAUCAGUACCGUGACCAUGCAAGCUGGUCCUGUGACAUUCAAGACUGUUUAUCGCAGAGACGAGAAGCCUUUGGUUGACGACAAAAUCGAAAAGAAGCAUCCAGCCAAGCAAGAAAAGAAGAAGGAUGGGAGUGCAAGACCUUGGAUUGCCUAUGACGGCAUGAUGGCUGAGAUGUGGAUGUGA